Molecule: messenger RNA, 2713 nt
Organism: Oreochromis niloticus (Nile tilapia)
Lineage: Eukaryota; Metazoa; Chordata; Actinopteri; Cichliformes; Cichlidae
Gene: or55e1
Product: odorant receptor, family 55, subfamily E, member 1
Exons: 5
Coding region: 476-1471 (331 amino acids)
Biological process (GO): G protein-coupled receptor signaling pathway
Cellular component (GO): plasma membrane
Molecular function (GO): G protein-coupled receptor activity; olfactory receptor activity
Source: RefSeq, a predicted model, not a curated record
GCAGUUUAUCCAGCCUCAACAGAUUUUCCAGGAAGGUUCUUUGGCUAAAGGUGGGCACUUCCAACCACAAGCAAAGCUUUAUGGAAAGAUACUUCUAUGAGACUGUUCAAGAACAGGGUGUUUGUGCCUUUAGGCUGUCCUCAGAUGAUUCGGAGGGACAGAGGAAAGGAGAACCUUGUUGCAGGUGGCAUUUCACAUGCAAGAUCUAUAGAGAGAAGGCAUGGAGGUGCUUCAGAAUGGGGACAUCAGUGCACAACCACGUCUGUAUUUAAGCUGACCCACAGCCUGACAAACCUCCAGAGACCGAUGGGCUCAGGGACCUUUACACCACCACAAGCUGCUUUGAGCUAAUCACAGCAGUGCUGUGUUUGAGGUCAGCGUUUCAGUGGGACAUGAGCAUUUGGCUAUAAGAUGACCUGAGAAAAGACUGAGUUUUUCCUGACGUUAAACCAGCGCUGCAGGUGAAGCCAGAGCCAUGUUGGAGGCACCGCUGAGCAGAAACUUCUCCCACAGCACAUUUGUGUUACGAGGGUUUCCCUCGCUGCAGAAACACCGCCGGCUGCUGGCGCUGCCAUUUAGCGCCUCCUACCUGUUGGUGCUGCUCGGAAACUCGCUGCUGGUGUACGUCAUCCGCAGCGUGGAGAGUCUGCACAGCCCCAUGUACCUCCUCAUUUGCACGCUCUGCUUUGUUGACAUGCUGGUUGUGACAACCAUCAUCCCCAACAUGCUCCUUGGCUUUUUGUUCAACUGGAAUGAGAUUUCAUUGGUCGGCUGCUUGACUCAAAUGUUCUUCACUCAUUUCAUGUCCUCAGUGGAGUCAACCCUGUUGCUGGCAAUGGCGCUGGACCGCUACGUCGCCAUCUGCCGGCCACUGCACUACAAUGAAAUAAUUAACUCCUCCAUGCUGGUGAGGCUAGUGCUCUUCACGCUGGUGCGCAGCGUCUCCAUCAUGGCGACGCUCGUAGGUUUGGCAGGUUCUCUGCAGUUCUGUGGUUCCAACGUAAUCCAGCACUGCUACUGCGACCACAUGGCGCUGGUCAGCCUGGCAUGUGACAGCACAAGCAGGAGCGGUGCAGCUGGCCUUGCUGUCAUCAUCUGCUUUGUAGGACUUGACAUACCAAUUAUUUUCUUCUCUUAUAUGAAGAUACUGAGCGUGGUCUUGCGAUCAGCGGCAGCCGGUGAAGACCGCAGGAAAGCUUUUCACACCUGCAGCACUCACCUCAUUGUUAUGAUGUGUUUUUACCUGGUGGGCAGCAUCACCUUCCUCUCUCACAACCUGAACAUCGCCAUACCAACAGACAUCAACAAUUCCAUGGGACUCAUGUACAUCCUUUUCCCAGCAACAAUCAACCCUAUCAUCUACGGAGUACGAACCAAAGAAAUCCGUAAUGGCUUUCUGAGAAUUUUCAAAAACAGAGCGAAGAAAAUAAUGACUGUGAAGGUUUCAUCUGCUGGAAAAGGAAAAUCAUAAAGCCCCUCUUCUGUGGGGUUCGGUUUAUAUGAACUUUUUGAACCUUUUUUAUACAAACAUACUUUUUUUCUACAACUAAUACCUGUAGUUUCUCUGAAGUGGAAACAGAACCUUGGAACCAUCCCAGAGUUUCAGAUUAUAGAUGGCAGCUUUGAAACUGGGUCCUGCUCAUUUGCACCAAAUUUUUGCUUCUUGGAGUUCCUGGGCGCUGGAAAGUCUGGGAAAUCUGUUGUCCAGGUGGGGUAUCUCAGUUUUUAAUGUGGGCAAUAAUAGUGGUGGGGAGGUAGGGCUUCCUGGAGCCCAAGUGUUGUUCUGUUACUGGACUUCUGUGCUGUUGGUCUAUAAUGAACACUGGUUAAUUUUGUCUUUUUUUACUACAUGCAAUGGCCAACUCACCUGUGGAUUAAGGAGGAUGUCAGACAGCCAUGAAAAAUAAAAUUGUGCUGGGAGGAUCUGGGAUGGGCCGUAGAGUGGAGAUCUUUAUCUCCUGCAGAACUUUUGCAGCAUUAUUCUGAUGGGGGCCGGGGACAUCGAGUCUGAAUGGACCACAUUCAACACCGCCACUGCUGAUGUGACUGAAUGAGGCUAUGGCUGUAAAGUGUUUAGGGCACGUCAUGGCAGAGGCCCACCAGUAAACACUGGAAGUAAAGGGAAAUGUGAUGAUGUAGGAGUACACCUAUCAGGGAUAAAGGGCUUAUGGGACAGUUGGCAUGUUUAGGCAGAGUACGACUGUGACAUGAAAAAAGAGUGGGAGGUUUUCAGGGAUGCCUACUGAGUGAAGUAUUUUGGUCUCUCAGCUGGAGGAGGUGAUGCUCUGGGUAGCUUUGCUUAGACUGCUGCUCUUGUGACCCAAGCGCAGAUAUGCAGCAGAAAAAUCAAACUGUGACUGCAAUGUAUACGUCAGUCUGAAAACUUCCUGCAAGACAUUUUGUCUGAAGUCUAACUGUUGGUGAAUGCUCGGGAUUCAGACAUGCUGUCAAAGGCGUUUGCAGUUUGGUGAAUCUCUAUAAAGCUAUUCUAAAAGGCAGCUCUACAAGGAACGCAUUCAUUCUUAUUUCCUUAAAAAACAUGAGCAUGAGUACCGUAUUUUCAGCACUAUAAGUUGCACUUAAAAUGCUUUAAUUGUCUCAAAAAUCGACAGUGCGCCUUAUGUAUGAAUUCUGGUUGUGCUCACUGACCUUGAACUGAUUUUAUGUGGCACACGGCGCUCAAAAAUCUGUCAAAAAUGUUUUAGAACGACUU